This is a messenger RNA of Racocetra persica, 129 nucleotides long. NCBI's taxonomy places the organism in Eukaryota, Fungi, Glomeromycota, Glomeromycetes, Diversisporales, Gigasporaceae. The record is from the annotation of a GenBank genome assembly.
UCUCGUGAGAUAAGUCUGAAGAAUGUGAGUUAUAGGAAUAUGAAUCUUGAAGAUACAAGUCUUGGGAAUAUAAAUUAUAAGAAUAUAAAUCUUGAGAAUACAAAUCAUAGGAAUAGAAGUUUUGGAGAU